AUGCCAGUGGCUGUAGGUCCGUAUGGCCAGACCCAGCCCAGCUGUUUUGACCGGGUCAAGAUGGGCUUCAUGAUGGGGUUUGCAGUAGGAAUGGCUGCUGGCGCCAUGUUUGGCACUUUCUCCUGUCUCAGGAUCGGCAUGCGGGGCAGGGAGCUGAUGGGAGGAGUAGGGAAGACCAUGAUGCAGAGCGGGGGAACGUUUGGCACGUUUAUGGCCAUCGGUAUGGGCAUCCGCUGCUGAGGAGGACAAGGAACGACCUCCUCCACCUCCACACAGUUAUACAGCUAUGGGACUUUUCAAUAAACCACCUCCACCGCUCUCUGUCCGCUCGAUGCUGUCACACUCUCAACCUUCAGUCUAGUUUUGUCAAUAAAAGUUCAUAUUUGUCAAACGUG
Messenger RNA from Lates calcarifer (barramundi perch), 395 nucleotides. Its product is annotated as reactive oxygen species modulator 1-like. Lineage: Eukaryota; Metazoa; Chordata; Actinopteri; Centropomidae. The record is from RefSeq and is a predicted model, not a curated record. Gene Ontology annotation, biological process: protein insertion into mitochondrial inner membrane; protein import into mitochondrial matrix. Gene Ontology annotation, cellular component: TIM23 mitochondrial import inner membrane translocase complex.